CGGUGUGGGCAGUGAGAAAGGGGAGGAGGGAGAGGGAUUUUGGGAGAUUUCUUUGUCUCUUCUGGAUACCAGAGUGGGAUUGGAGAGGUCACAUGGGCGGCAUAAAAUCCUCAGGAGGGCUCUUUUGUUAUUAGGAAAACAGGAGUAAGGUUGGCGGGUUCGGAACAUUUUGGUACGCGGGGUCUUUGGGCGCCAGGCAUAUUGCCAGAAGACGUGAGUCGUGUUGAGUCAGUCUGAAAGGUGUUUCAGACAUAAGGCAGCCUUCAGGUGCUUUUCAUGACUCCAUCGCAGUUCGCAGCCUGUUUGAAGUAGUCUUGAUAAGCUGACACCUGGGUUUGCGGGCAUUGCAGUUUAUUGCACCUGAUGCUAUAGCAAAACAAUGAGCUGGAGCUUCUUAACCCGCUUAUUGGAAGAAAUUCAUAACCAUUCCACUUUUGUGGGGAAGCUAUGGCUAACCAUACUUAUUGUUUUUCGCAUUGUAUUGACAGCCGUUGGAGGAGAGUCUAUCUACUAUGAUGAACAGAGCAAGUUUGUUUGUAACACGCAUCAACCUGGUUGCGAGAAUGUCUGUUAUGAUGCCUUUGCACCCCUUUCUCAUGUGCGUUUUUGGGUAUUCCAAAUAAUUAUGGUAUCCACACCAUCAAUCAUGUACCUUGGCUUUGCAAUGCACAAAAUUGCCAGAACAGGAGAUGUAGAACAGAGCAAAGUCAAGAAGCGGAUGCCAGUGAUCCAGCGAGGAGCAAGUAGAGAUUAUGAGGAAGCAGAGGACAAUGAUGAAGAAGAUCCAAUGAUAUUUGAAGAAAUUGAGCCUGAAAAAGAUGAUAAAACUUCAAAAGCAACUGAAAAAAAGCAUGAUGGGCGUCGCAGGAUAAAGCAAGAUGGGCUAAUGAAAAUUUAUGUCCUACAGCUUUUGUCUCGUUCAGUAUUUGAGGUGGCUUUCCUUUUUGGCCAAUAUAUAUUGUAUGGAUUUGAAGUACCUCCAUCUUAUAUCUGUAGCCGCAGCCCCUGUCCUCAUAUUAUUGAUUGCUUUGUCUCAAGGCCAACAGAGAAAACUAUAUUUCUUCUUAUUAUGUAUGUUGUGAGUGGACUUUGUCUACUGAUGGAUAUCUGUGAAAUGAUUCACCUAGGAAUCGGUGGCAUUCGUGAUGCACUUCAUAGCAAAUCUAGAAGACCUCCACCUGGGACUAAUAUGCGAUCAUCUGUGUCUAGACAGCUACCAUCUGCACCUCCAGGUUACCACACAACUCUCAAAAAGAUGCCCAAGGCUAAAUUAUCAGGUGGACGCAAGUCCGAGUUUGCUGAUAAUCUUGGGGAUUCUGGUCGUGAAUCAUUUGCGGAUGAAACUGCUUCAAGAGAGCUGGACAGGUUACGCAAACACCUAAAAAUGGCCCAGGAACACUUGGAUAUGGCUUUCCAGCUGGAAAUUAGCAGUCCAUCUCGUAGCAGCAGUCCAGAGUCAAAUGGUACUGCAGUAGAACAGAAUCGUUUAAACUUUGCUCAGGAGAAAGAGGGAGCAUCUUGUGAAAAAGGAAUCAGAGCAUAAUUCUUCUUGGGCAAUAGAAUACUUGCAUGACCAUCGUCAAGGAAGCAGAACUUUUAAGUCGCUGGAAACAUUAUGUUUAAACUUUUUAAAGAGAAUAAUGUGCAUAUUUUUUAACCAGAAUAUUAAGUGAAAUGCUGCUUGUAUUUCUGGAGUAAAACCUCAAAUGUGCACAAGAAGUAAAAUGUUUGGCAGCACCAUCUUGAAGAUCUGAGGUGAAGUCAAAGUUUGAAGUGGCCUGCACACUGAAGGGUCUGUCAUGGACCAUGCAACUUGGACUGAAUGCUUUCUGAGCCAUCUGUGCAAAGAUUUGUCCAGAGUUUAACAGGAAAGUUCUGACUGUUUCAACUCAGGGUUGCCUGAAGUGCUGUUCAAUUUAUAUAUUCCUUAGUUUAAGGCACUGUGUUUCUGUUUACAUUUUUUUUCUCCAUUCCAAAAAAUGUGGUUGUCAUGCCUAAGAUAAAAGCAACUGUUAAUCUAGGUUACAUUUUUGUAUAUAUUUGUACAAUUUUCUGCCUUAAAAUGUAUUUGAAAAGGGGAGAUUUGCAAUCUAAAAUGACACCUGGGCUUUACUAGACAAGAGAAACCACCUGAAAUGGCUAGUUUUCUAUCCUUGGAUCAAUAUGCUUAGAGCCUAAUAUUGUGUAGGCUUGUAAAAUGGUACAAUAAUGUAGCUAUAUGAGUUUUGAAUUGAUAAGAUCACAAACCAUCUUAAGUAGCUCAUAUAAACUGGACAUUGAAGUUUACCAAAAUAAAAAUGGAAUGAAUGGAUUUACUUGAGGUAAAAAUAUUUGUAGUUCAUAUGCACCUCUUUUUGUGUAUUUUUGUUUGUUUUAUGCUUAUACACUUACUAGGUAAUUACAGAGGUGUUCAAGUGAGGUAUUAUCUGUGCAAGGAUGUCCUUUGAAUAUGAGUUCAAUAACACCCUACUCCCCAAUAAAUUCAAGUCAAGAAAUUGAAGUUGUUACUUGAGAAACAUAAGCUUUUUUUUUUUUUUUUUUUGCUGUACCUCUGAAAUAUAAAAGGUCAGCACAAAUGUUAUUGUGCCUUGUUGAAUAUUUCAAAACUGGAAAAUGCUUGAACAAUUUCAUAGGUUUCAUUCUUAGCAUUUGUUCUUUUGUGUGUGUGUUGUUGAGCUUUUUUAUUUUUUACUACUUGAAGUCUUCCAUCUUACUGGGGGUGGGGGUUGUAGUAGUAUGAUCACUUUACAUUUACAAUGGUGUAUUUUUGUAACUUCAUAAAAGAUAUAAGCUGGAAAAGCUGUUCUUUGAGCUUUCUAUAUUUUGUAUGUUUUGUAUUAAGAAAUGUUAAUCGUAUGUUGACACAUUUUGACAAGAACACAGUUUUGUGCAUGUGGAUGGAAUCCAUUUAGUUGAUGCGGAAAGCAUUUUUACACUGAGAAUAUGCAGUUCAUAGUAGCUGUAAAAGCAAUACCAACACACCAUUGGUACAUGAAUGAAGUUAGGUAGCUAAUAAUGCUAAAUAAUAUAUUUGUGUGAACUGCAGAUGUAGGAGAAGCCAGGUUAAACGGAUUAUAAUCAGUUCUGCCAUUGGAUUCUCUCACUUCUCCAGUGUGUAAUGAAGACUUACACAAACAGCUACUGCUGCUUGCACUUUUGUCUUAAGUUCCUCCUGCCUGCAGUUAAAUUGCUCCCUGUACCUCUAACAUAACUGGGGGAGAAUGUGUCAACAUUUAAUAGGAAUUUGAACUCUUGUCUGAUUUUAGAAGUGAGCUGCUGAACUGUAAGAGCAGGAUCUUUGAAAACUGUUUCAAGCAAUGUUAUACCUAUCAGAAAAGAAAGGAAUAAAGUUAAAAGUUCAAGAUAAACCUUUAAUGUGAAAAGGUUAGAAUAAAAGUCUGGGCAGUGGAACCACCUUCUCCUCCAUUCUUUAUGGAAUGUGAAGAGGGUUAUUUACAGUAAAUAUUGAUGGAUGACUAUGAAUUUCAUUUCUGUCAACAGUACAGAAUUCGUUUUGAAUGUUUGUGGCCUGACUGUGAACAUUCUGUAUGGUGGUCUUUUUUUUUUUUUUAAUAUGCUGAAACAAUCAAGUUCAAAUUUCAAAAGGUUGUAUGGUACUCUACAAGUUGUCUGAAAAUAGUGAUUUCCACAUUUAAGUUUUUGUUUAUAGUGUAUUCUUGCUAAUAUUUUUGUACUUAGAAAUAUUUUCAAGAUAGCAUUCCAAUAGAUUAGAUUUAUACAGUAGUUUUUAUAUUACUGGAUUUUUGUAGUCAAUUAAACUUUGUUUUCAUAA
Messenger RNA from Erpetoichthys calabaricus (reedfish), 3793 nucleotides. RefSeq names its product gap junction gamma-1 protein-like. The record is from RefSeq and is a predicted model, not a curated record. The transcript has 4 exons. Gene Ontology annotation, biological process: cell communication. Bases 380 to 1543 code for a protein of 387 amino acids. Gene Ontology annotation, cellular component: connexin complex. Lineage: Eukaryota; Metazoa; Chordata; Cladistia; Polypteriformes; Polypteridae.